Gloeophyllum trabeum ATCC 11539 is the source of this 903-nucleotide messenger RNA. RefSeq lists its product as uncharacterized. The transcript is spliced from 2 exons. Lineage: Eukaryota; Fungi; Basidiomycota; Agaricomycetes; Gloeophyllales; Gloeophyllaceae. The annotation marks the transcript as partial. The record is from RefSeq and is a predicted model, not a curated record.
GUAUUUCAUUUCUGUCUAGCUGCGUCAAGAUGCACCAAUGCCUACGAAUAUCCGAAAUCUUCAGAAUUGUAAUAAAAUCUGUAUCGGAAGACCGUGCCAACCGACGAAAGAACUUGCUCUCCCUAGCUCAAACUUGCAGGACUUUCCACAGCCUUGCAAUUGAUGAGCUGUGGAAGAGUCUGGAAAACUUUGUCCAAUUGCUCAAGUGUCUGCCGGAUGACUUGUGGCAUAUCGACGAGGACGGCGUCAUCUCCUUUUGCCGCCCCAUACUUCCAACCGAUUGGGAUCGCUUUCGAUAUUAUGCAAUACGCGUCCAAACGCUGAAGGUGGGGGCCGAUAUAGCGGUGGAGGCGCUCCGUGACAUCGCCGUAUACAGCCGUCCGCAUCAUGGUUACCUUCUUCCGAACGUACGAGUUGUCUCAUUCUCAGUCAAAAAGGUCGAUUUUGCAGCGUAUCUACCGCUAUUCCUCAACCCGAAUCUACGUUCAUUUGGAUUGCAUGACCGCGGAUGUGAUACACCCCUAGUUCUCUCCAGAUUUGGGGACCUUUUGGGGUCCUUGACACCUAAGCUUGAGAAAAUCACACUCACAAUGCCGUUACGGAAGAGCAUCGACUGCAUCCCCGGAACGCUCACUUCAUCUGCCUCACAACUGCAACACUUGAUGAAAUUUUCUUGGCGCCUCCCACUGUUGCUUACGGAUCUUAUGUGUCUCGGGUCGCUUCCACAUCUCAAUCACAUUUCAAUGGUUGUGCCUGACAACAUUACGGACGACUCGGCCAGUCUCCCUGAACCUUUAAUGUUUCCAGCCUUACGCAUCUUAGAACUGCGCGGACGGACGUUUCCGCCUUGCACAAGGCUUCUUAAGAUCCUCGGCAAGCGAUCUUUUCAGUCGGUACUGCUGC